UGCCAUCCUUCCUCACCCCCCAUUUUCCACCAAGUCCUCAACUCAUUACAAAGCAAACUCAAAAACCACUCCUCCGCUCUGACUUUCUGUCUUUUUUCUUGACGGAAAAUGUCUGCCGGAAUCGGAAAAUGCAGCAAAAUCCGGCACAUUGUCAGACUCAGGCAAAUGCUUAAGAGGUGGCGCCAAAAAGCUGCAUUGGCCGCUCGCAUCUCGGCCAGUGCUCGCAUCCCCUCCGACGUCCCGGCCGGACAUGUGGCGCUCUGUGUGGGUAGUAACUAUAGGAGAUUUGUGGUGCGAGCGACGUACCUGAACCACCCGGUCUUCAAGAAGCUUCUGGUUCAGGCGGAGGAGGAAUACGGCUUCACGAACCAAGGUCCUCUGGUGAUCCCAUGCGACGAGUCGCUCUUCGAAGAAAUCCUCCGAUGCAUCUCCAGGUCCGAGUCCGGCAACUCCGUUCGGUGCGUGAACCUCGAGGACUUCCAGAGAUCCUGCCACGCGGGGAUCAGGAGUAGCCUCGACUUCUGGCCGGAAUCUCGGCCGCUUCUUCACGGGUUUGCUGACAAAUCAAUUUGGUAGGUUAAGAAGCGACCCGGCCGAGUUUGCUGACAAAUCAACUCGGCCAAAUUCCAUGAAUAUGGCCUAGUGAGAACAGGACGGAGAGGUGGAUCUGAGAAUCUUCUAACCCGGUCGAGUUUACCGAGUUGGGCUCAUUAUGUUCUUGUUGCGCUAAUAUUUUCGGCUUCCUGUAGAGGAGGCGGGGGAGCUGCUGGAUUCUUUUGCUUUUGUCUCUUCUCUCUAUUUUCUUCUUUUUCUUGUGAUGUGAAGGGGUGCGUGAGUGUGUUUUGCUCCGGAGAAUAUAUGGAGAUGGCAAAGAGAGGGGUUUCCUCCGAGUCGUCCCGAGUUCGAAGCGGAGGAGGCGAAAAUUAUCAGAGAAAAGUUGAAAAAAAAAGGAAAAUGCAUGUAAGAAGCCAAGGAGAAGAGAGAGAAGGGCUAGUUUUUUUUCUCUUCCUCUCCUGUUAUGUUAUCUCUAUCAUUGAUUGAUUUAACAAAGUCGAAAUUGUAGAAAAAUUUGAAUUCUUUUUCUGC
Molecule: messenger RNA, 1086 nt
Organism: Nelumbo nucifera (sacred lotus)
Lineage: Eukaryota; Viridiplantae; Streptophyta; Magnoliopsida; Proteales; Nelumbonaceae
Product: SAUR-like auxin-responsive protein family
Biological process (GO): response to auxin
Source: RefSeq, a predicted model, not a curated record